GGAACAGCGCUGUGUAACCCACCUGGAUCUGAGCGCAGCCGGAAGUUCUCCAGGCAUUGUCCUGAGAACUACAGUUCCCAGAAGGCAGCGUGGAGGAAGGACCGCAGAAGAAGAGGGCUUCCGGACGCUGAUGCUGUCCCUGUCAGCGCGACACAUUGAGCCAACAUGACGAAGCUAACCCAAUGGCUUUUGGGACUGGCGCUCCUGGGCUCUGCCUGGGCUGCCCUGACCGUGGGCGCUCUGGGCCUCGAGCUGCCUUUCCCCUGCCGGGAGGUCCUGUGGCCACUGCCUGCCUACCUGCUGGUGUCCGCUGGGUGCUAUGCCCUGGGUACUGUGGGCUAUCGCGUCGCCACAUUUCACGACUGCGAGGACGCCGCCCGAGAGCUGCAGAGCCAGAUCCUCGAGGCCCGAGCGGAUUUAGCCCGCAGGGGCCUGCGCUUCUGACACCG
Messenger RNA from Acomys russatus (golden spiny mouse), 449 nucleotides. It is a transcript of the gene Dpm3, whose product is annotated as dolichyl-phosphate mannosyltransferase subunit 3, regulatory. The transcript is spliced from 2 exons. Lineage: Eukaryota; Metazoa; Chordata; Mammalia; Rodentia; Muridae. Gene Ontology annotation, biological process: GPI anchor biosynthetic process. The record is from RefSeq and is a predicted model, not a curated record. The coding region runs from base 166 to 444 and encodes 92 amino acids. Gene Ontology annotation, cellular component: endoplasmic reticulum membrane; dolichol-phosphate-mannose synthase complex.